GCUUUUAACGCCGAGCUUAUCGACUCGAUUGAAAACUGAAAUGUUGUGUUCGCAUUGAGGAUUUUAAUUGUUUUCAAAAUCGGACGCAAAUAAAAAAUUUUCAUGCAUCAAAAUCUUGAACAUUAAUCUUUUAAAGAGUUAUUGAUCAACCACUUCAAACAGAUAAAACCCUUCAUCGUACAACAAUCAAUCAAUCCUCAUUCGUGAAUUUACACGCAAUCAGUGAGGAUGUUUAAGAUUCUACUGCUUUGCUUCCUGAGCUGGGCUUGUUUCUCUGAUGGCGCCGAUUUCGACCAUCCCGCCAUAUAUCAGUUAACCGAACCAGUCGAUCAUGCCGAAGAACCAACUUGGGACGGCAGGAAGAAUAUUCUAUUCUACGUAGACAUUCACACAGGACGGGUUUACAGCUACAACUACGAAACGACUGAAGUCAAAUUCAUCCAAUUAGAUGGAGAAGUCACUCCGGUGAUUCCUUCGGAGAAUAAUGAUAAUUUGUUGAUUGUUGGUCUAAAUAGGGCUGUUCUCGCUGUAGAAUGGGAUGGCACUAACGAACUGGGCAGACAAAAGGUGCUCUCGGAAGUAUCCCAAGAAUUCCCAACUAGUAGAGUGAAUGAAGGAAAAGCUGACAAACAGGGCCGCUUAUGGAUUGGCACAAUGGGAGUAGAAGACCAAACUACCGGAAUCGUAGAUCCAGACGCUGGAAUCUUCUAUAAAAUCACCAAAGAAACCCUCGAUAAUCCAACCGUGGAAAUUGCGCCUGUUAAUAUCAGCAAUGGCCUGGCUUGGAACGCCGCCAAUGAUAAGUUCUAUUACGUGGAUUCUCUUACACUUGAAAUCGCGGAAUAUGACUAUAACGACGAAUCAGGAACAAUCUCAAACCGUCGAGUUGCUUUUGAUAUGCGCGAUCAUCCAGAAUUAGCUGGGCAUCCAGAUGGGUUGACUAUUGAUGAAGACGACAAUCUAUGGGUAGCCAUAUACAAAGGAGGAGUUGUUUUGAAAAUCAACCCGACUGAAAGGGCUCUUUUACAAGUUUUAGCGCUUCCCGCAAGAGAUAUCACCUCAACUAUGUGGGGCGGACCUAAUCUGGACAUUCUAUUCGUUACCACUUCAAGAAUUUCUCUUACAGAAGAAGAAAGGUUGAUCUACCCAGCUGCUGGCAGUGUUUUUGCUGUUACCAAUCUCAACGCGAAAGGGCGUCCAGUAUUUAACGCCAAUCUUAUUGACUCCAUUUAAUUUUUUUGGGCUUGCUGAUAUUAAAGUCGGUCAAGCUUAAUUAAUUGGGAUCUAUAUUUAUAUGAAUAAAACGGUGUACUGCA
This is a messenger RNA of Dendroctonus ponderosae (mountain pine beetle), 1316 nucleotides long. RefSeq names its product regucalcin. The record is from RefSeq and is a predicted model, not a curated record. The coding region runs from base 229 to 1233 and encodes 334 amino acids. Lineage: Eukaryota; Metazoa; Arthropoda; Insecta; Coleoptera; Curculionidae. Gene Ontology annotation, biological process: L-ascorbic acid biosynthetic process. Gene Ontology annotation, molecular function: gluconolactonase activity; calcium ion binding. The transcript has 6 exons.